GUUGUUAGGUUGUUUGGGUGUUGUCAGAUAUGCUGCUUGAGUGUAACAUGGCCCACGUGUUAACUAAAGUACAAAGAGGACAUUUUCUGUUGGACAGGAAGAGGAAAGCACUUCAGGAACCAACCAGGGUUAAGUCACCUGAUCCCAGUAAGAUUCAGUAUGACAUAGGAAUGAUAAUGAAACACAUUAGGUAUGAUUAUUAUUGUGUGAUCUAUGGAUGGGAUUAUUCCUGUGAGAUGACUGAGGCCUGGAUACAUCAAAUGGGAGUCGAUCAGCUACCACUGGGACCAAAUCAACCGUUUUAUAAUGUACUGGUUAAUGAUGGGACCAACAGAUACGCUGCACAAGAGUCACUUACCGUUUGUCCAGUGUCCGAGUUACGUCCCAUUAGACACUGGGAGGUUGGUAAAUACUUUAAAUCAUUUGCUGGCAACAGAUAUAUUCCAAAUAAUGCCCUUGAAGAGAAAUACCCAAACACAGCUGCAGAUUAGUGACCUUCGGCCAAUUU
This is a messenger RNA of Amphimedon queenslandica, 508 nucleotides long. RefSeq names its product F-box only protein 21-like. The transcript has 4 exons. The record is from RefSeq and is a predicted model, not a curated record. The coding region runs from base 30 to 491 and encodes 153 amino acids. Gene Ontology annotation, molecular function: DNA binding. Lineage: Eukaryota; Metazoa; Porifera; Demospongiae; Haplosclerida; Niphatidae.